Molecule: messenger RNA, 2177 nt
Organism: Eurytemora carolleeae
Lineage: Eukaryota; Metazoa; Arthropoda; Copepoda; Calanoida; Temoridae
Exons: 2
Coding region: 208-1497 (429 amino acids)
Source: RefSeq, a predicted model, not a curated record
AAUCAUAACAAUUAAUUUAAACAGUCGUAUUGCUAUUCCAAAGUUUAAUGAGUCCCACUGUAUAGAUAAAGUGAUAACAAAACAACUUUCAAAUAUGAGAACGACUUUUUAAACCUUGGUAAAAAGUACAGCCCGUUUUUAAAAAUCAACAAAGGGAAAGAAUUAAAAUUGUUUGAACAAGAAAUAGCAAAUUUAUUUAAAAAUUACAUGAAAUCAGAAUUUAGGUUGGAAAUUUCAUUAUCUUCAAAAAAUAUAAAUAAAGAUUUGAGCAAAAUGGUCAAACAUGUAAAACGAACCAGAAACUCUAAACUUGAAAAGUUUUUGAAUAAAUUCCGAAGAAUCUACAAUGAAGUUAAAGAAUUAUUUAAAACACAACUGGAAAAAUGUCAAAAUACAUCACUCCCUAACUAUAAAAGUUUCGAGAAGGCCUUCGAUUUAAGUGACGAUAGAAUAAUUGUUGAAGCAGAUAAAAAUGUCGGAUAUGUAUGUCUAUACAAAACGGAUUUACUAGAUCAGUAUACAAAAAUAAAUAUCCAACAAUAUUUUGGAGCGGUCAAUAUUACCGAAAACUGGUAUCUUGCAAAUAUUAUGAACUUCAUUAAUGACGCUAAAGUAAACCUUCCUAAAGAGCUUUCUAAAAUCGUUUUGAACAAAGACUUUAUCUGGAAUGAACAAACAUCAGAAAUAGGUGUAUUAAGAUUACAACCAAAAGUUCUAAAGUUAAAAGCAAUUAACAAUCAAAAUAUUAAAAACUUAACUUCACGAGGGAUUAAGAGCUCCAUGAAAGAUCCGAUUAAAAUAAUUCAAAAAGUUCUUGAUAAAAUUUUCAAUCACUUACUUUUUCAUAUUGAGGAAACUUUUCAAUCCCAAUUUGGAAUGCUUUCACCAUCAGUAACGGGCGUAAAUGAAGCCAUGGAAAGGAUUAAAAAUUCAAAAACAGGACUAUGGGGCAGAUCAAUUGAAUUAGAAGGAGAUUUCAGUGACCUCUAUUCAAACUGUAAUAAAAAUUUAUUAACUGAAUGUGUGGAAAAAGCAUGCUGUUACGCUAAAUUACAUGAGUCAACUUUUAAGUACAUAAAACUUCUUAUUGAUAAUAUAAUGACACACUCAUACUUUAAGGAACCAACAGGUUUAUUUAAAACCUUAAAGGGCUUUUCAAUGGGAGACUGUUCAGCGGCAAGAGGUAGCGAAAUUAUUCUUAGGAUAUAUGAGAUUAAAAUGUUCGCAAAUUUAGCAAGGAAAAAUUUGUUAAAAAAUUUACUAAGAUUUUUGCGUUUUAGAGACGACGUGUCCAUCCACAUUACUGGAACUGAUCUAGAGUUGUUUCAAGCCAUGCAAAUUAUUGGAUCAGGACCCAGAGAAGUACUAUCAGCCCAUGGAAGUUUCCGGACAAAAACUAGAACAAAUGAUAUUUACAGUAAAACAAAUGCGUCAAAAACUAAACUUUUGAAUAAAUACACCAAGGAAACAACCAAAGGAUUCAUUGGAGUAACUUGAAUUACGGGUAAUUUUAUAUAUGAUUUGGUGGGUGGGGGUGGUUGACAUGGAUUCUUUCUUUCUUUCUUUCUUUUUUCUUUUUUCUUUUAAAUACAUAAACUUUAUCAACAAAAUAAAACCCUGCAUGGGUCUAGUGCCAAGGGGCACUGGACCCAUGCUUAAAAAGGGUCCAGUGCCACUUUGAGGAAGCACAUUUUUUUUUAGAUUUUACAAUUUAAAAUUACAAAUUAAAAUUACACUAUUUCAGAGGAUUCCGUUUCAGCCACUCAAACCCUCUUCAAUCUUUAGAACUUUGUAAAUUAUACAGAAUACAUUGCUAAUUUUGGCUGUUUUAACUAAAACUAUGUAAUUUGAAUUAUUAAUUUUAUAUUACCAUGAAUAAUAUAACCAAAGUUCCAUUCCUCAAAUUAUUUAAAAAACUCCAAUCGAAGUACAAGCCUCAUUAUAACCCAGGAUGAUCAUUUUAGGAAAGUUUGUUAAACGGGACAAUUCAAUAAUCUUUCAUCUAAUGGGUUUGGAAUUUUGAGUUUUUGAUAAACCAGUUGUGGGCCAUGAUAAGCUGGGAGCUGCCGACCAUAGCAGUGUUGAUCAGGAUGCACGGUUCGAGCCAAUCCUAUCCAUCUUCGGGACUGAGUCCUGCUGACUAUAUACUUUUAGUUAUAGUAUUAUUAAAAUAUAUG